Messenger RNA from Gastrolobium bilobum, 831 nucleotides. RefSeq lists its product as uncharacterized. The record is from RefSeq and is a predicted model, not a curated record. NCBI's taxonomy places the organism in Eukaryota, Viridiplantae, Streptophyta, Magnoliopsida, Fabales, Fabaceae. The transcript has a single exon. The coding region runs from base 31 to 735 and encodes 234 amino acids.
GUUUCUGCUGAUUUUCCAAAGUCGCCAGUGAUGGAACAUGAGGUUGUGAUGAAGCUCUUUGAUUCUUGCUGGUUUGAGCUUGAGAUUUUGAUAAAUAAUAACUCAAGAUCUUCUAUGUCAACAAGUACUACAGAAAAUCUAAAUCAUCCGAUAAAAGAAGAACCAUCAGAACCAAAGCUUACACCGAUCAAAAUCACUAAUACAAGAUCCAUGAGUGACCAAUCCAUGACAAGUUUCGACUAUAAUUAUCUUUCACCAGACUCUGUCCUCCUCCCUACAAAGCUCCAAACUAAUCUCUCAGGAAAAGAAGUCACGGACUCAGAAGCUGAAAACCCAGCAGAGAUGAUACAUCAUGAAGUGUUGUUACCUGAGAAGAAAAUCACAAGCAAUGGGAGGGAGAAAAGAGAAAGGAAGAGUGUGUCAGAGCUUGAAUUCGAGGAGCUAAAAGGGUUCAUGGAUCUGGGUUUUGUUUUUACAGAGGAAGAUAAAGACUCAAGCUUGGCUUUAGUCCUUCCUGGGUUGCGAAGGUUGGGGAAGAAAAAGGAGGAAGAAGAUGAUUCUUGUGUUAAGUCUGUGAUUGAAAGACCUUACCUAUCUGAAGCAUGGGAGGGUCAUUACAGGAGAAAAAAAGAUAACCCCUUGAUGAAUUGGAAAAUCCCUGCUAUGAACAGUGAAACUGACAUGAAAGAUAGUCUCAGAUGGUGGGCUCACACCGUUGCUUCCUCUGUCAGAUGAAGCAGCUCAUAAUCCAAGUUUUUUCUGCUUUUCACAUUUAUAUUUUGCUAAUAUCUUUUAAAUUUUUUUAUACUUUUAGGAUAGUGCAUCUUCUUU